AACAAAUAAUUUGAGCCUAUAGUGAAGAUGGCAAACAAACUCUCAGAAGAACAGAUCGCCGAAUUCAGGGAAGCAUUCAGUCUGUUCGACAAAGAUGGCGAUGGAACUAUCACAACAACAGAGUUAGGAACAGUCAUGAAGUCCCUUGGACAGAGCCCUUGUGAAUCAGACUUGCAGGAUAUGAUCAACGAGGUUGACGCAGAUGGUAAUGGAACGAUAGACUUCAAAGAGUUUUUGGAGAUGAUGACCAAACACAUGAAAGAGGCUGACUGCGACCAAGAAUUGCGGGAAGCCUUCAAGGUGUUUGAUAAGGACGGAAACGGAAGGAUCAGCCAGCAGGAGCUGAAACUGGUUAUGAAGAACCUGGGGGAGAACCUGACGGACGAGGAGAUUAACGAGAUGAUAAGGGAAGCUGAUGAUGACGGUGACGGACACGUUGAUUUUGAUGAGUUUGUUAAGAUGAUGCAAACAAAAUGAAGCGGUUGUCACGCUAGUUUUUGUUUGCAAGAUCAGUAUUCUCUUCCAUGGGGUGGAAACACUGCUGGACGUCCUACCUUUAUAUUUAAUGUAGAGACCUCUUACGAGCAUGCUUUACUUAAUAUCAUAGCGAGUUCAACUUCAAUCAGAGCCCCUUUGGUUAGAGUGCAGCUAAAUAUAGAAUUUGUAACCAUGGUUACCAGGCAUAUAGUAUGGAAUUUGUAUAGGUUGAAGUUGAGAUCUCAUGUUGCUAUGUUGUUAAAAUAUGAAACUUUAUUUUUGGGGUAAUCUAGGAAAAAAUGUAGAUAAAUAUGUUUCACCCAAAGUAGUGGUAUUCAUUAGUUUGAAAUUGAAUGUUAUAUAUUAUCUUUGACCUUAAUUCCGCGAAGUAUGACUAGAGCCCACAAAGUUUAGAUAAUUGUUUCAUUGUGCAAUUAUUGCACUACAGAAGUAAAGAAUAUUGAAUCUAUAACCUAUAACGAAAUCUCAGCACUAGAAUCCUUCACAGCUAACAUUUUUAUGACAAUAGACUUUUUUCUUCAAAUUUAGAAACGCAUAUAUAAUAUAGUAUACCAUGGUAACCAUGGUUACCAUGGUUACCACGCAUAUAGUAUGGAAUACUAUAUAUAUACAUACUAUAUUAAUAUAGUAUGGAGUUAGAAGCUUCUUUUAUAUAAGCUUGUAAGGUGAACGUUUUGUUGUCGGAUUUCUGAUUUAAUGAAUUAUGUUCGAGUAUUGUUCUGUAGCAAUAAGUUAUACUAACAUAUUGUGCUCUGUCAAUAUUGUAUAGAACAUAUUUUUAGUAAACGGAAUUAUGAA
Bolinopsis microptera is the source of this 1296-nucleotide messenger RNA. Its product is annotated as calmodulin-A-like. Lineage: Eukaryota; Metazoa; Ctenophora; Tentaculata; Lobata; Bolinopsidae. The record is from RefSeq and is a predicted model, not a curated record. The coding region runs from base 28 to 477 and encodes 149 amino acids. The transcript is spliced from 5 exons. Gene Ontology annotation, molecular function: calcium ion binding; enzyme regulator activity.